Messenger RNA from Lolium rigidum, 788 nucleotides. Its product is annotated as chaperone protein dnaJ 11, chloroplastic-like. The record is from RefSeq and is a predicted model, not a curated record. NCBI's taxonomy places the organism in Eukaryota, Viridiplantae, Streptophyta, Magnoliopsida, Poales, Poaceae. Bases 109 to 519 code for a protein of 136 amino acids. The transcript has a single exon.
CCUCAGCAUACUUUUCCUUCUUCCCCCACCGAUUCCGAUUCUGCCACAGCCACGGCCUUGCGAUUCAUCCCUCCGUCUCCGCGCUUUCCUUUCCCUCUCCUCUCCACGAUGAUCUCCGCGCCUCAAGCCCCGGCGGCAUCUCUGUUCGGCCGGGCCUCCUCCUGCUCCUCCCGAAGGGCCACGGUCCGCUGCGCGGUGGCCGUCGCGUCGGCUGCGCCGGCCGGAAGGCGCACACUCUACGAAAUGCUGGGGCUGCGCACCGGCGCGACGGGCGGCGAGAUUAAGGCCGCGUACCGGCGCCUGGCGCGGGAGCUGCACCCGGACGUGGCCGGCGCGGCCGGCGACGACUUCAUCCGGCUCCACGACGCCUACGCCACCCUCUCCGACCCGGACACCCGCGCGCGCUACGAUCGCGAAGCUGUUGCCCAGGCCUACGCGCAGCCGCCCGCCUCCAGGACGUCGCCGCACAGUUUCUGGGGCCGGCCGCGCCGAACCUGGGAGACAGACCAGUGCUGGUAGUGGUAGAUCCGAUUCCGACCUCGCCUCGCCGCACCGCACUCCUUGGCCGCUGACCUGAGAUUUUUUUUCCAACGGUGACCACGCCAUGCGUCUGUGUACAUGUAACCAUCGGCGUCCUCUCUUUUGCCGUUCUGAAUGUGUAGUGAUCUUCAGAAACAGUGAAACACGUCUAGGUAUAGAAUUAGUCUUUGCAGAUAUGUAAUAUGCUAGCAGCAAUGUGAUCGAUCCCAGGUUCAAGAUUUGAAGAAACCGGACUAUGCUCUGCAAAA